AUGGCCCACCAACGCGCCCCAGCAGUGAGUGAUGCUACAGGUAUUGUGCGGUGCUGUGUGGUGCUGUGUGAUGGAAUGGCAUGCUGCUUGAACUGUAGUGCUGCUGGUGGGAAUGCUGACCGUCCCACCGUCUCGUACCUCUUUCGAGCCAAGAUGGCCCACCAACGCGCGCCAGCACCAGGGGACCAACCAGAAGACGACGUUAACGAUUUCUUUUUCGACGGACUACAGGACCCUUUAGCGGAUCGACCGGACGUGCUUAUAAUGAGUAUGGGCGCGCACGAGGUGUUUGGGUGGUCCGGGCGGCCGCGCGUGAAGCUUAACCUGACUGUCUAUAAAGAGGACACGGAGGAGCUGCUGGGGAAGGUGCUGGGAAGCUUCCCGGAACAAAGGGUGAUCUGGUGGAAGGCGCAUUAUAUCCAACAAGGUAAGAUCAAAGGAGAGCAGUUAUUCAACAUUCGGCGAUACCACAGCCGCUACCAGCGCCACGCUGCCGCCCGCUUUGCUGCUAACGGCCACUCGAUCGCGGAUUUCUACGCGACUACUAGGAGGAGGAGCGAGGCUUGUAGAGGGGAUGGAGUGAAUUAUGACUCGGAAGUGGUUUGGCAACAUGUGAAGAUUAUUGCGCAUAUGCUGUGUUACAAACAUGCUAACAAAAGAUAA
Messenger RNA from Closterium sp. Naga37s-1, 663 nucleotides. The record is from the annotation of a GenBank genome assembly. Lineage: Eukaryota; Viridiplantae; Streptophyta; Zygnematophyceae; Desmidiales; Closteriaceae.